Molecule: messenger RNA, 2048 nt
Organism: Lonchura striata (white-rumped munia)
Lineage: Eukaryota; Metazoa; Chordata; Aves; Passeriformes; Estrildidae
Gene: SLC38A11
Product: solute carrier family 38 member 11
Biological process (GO): amino acid transmembrane transport
Cellular component (GO): membrane
Molecular function (GO): L-amino acid transmembrane transporter activity
Source: RefSeq, a predicted model, not a curated record
GAUUGCCAUAUUCGAUGAAGGAAGCUGGUUUUCCUCUAGGAAUACUGCUUUUGUUUGUGGUUGCCUUAAUCACAGAUUAUUCCAUUAUAUUACUGAUCAAAGGAGGAAAUCUGUCCAGUACCAAAACCUAUCAAGAGCUGGUCAAAAAAACAUAUGGUCUUGUAGGUUAUCUAAUCCUUUCAGUUCUCCAGUUUUUAUAUCCAUUUAUUGCUAUGAUCAGUUACAACAUAAUAACAGGAGACACUUUAACUAAAGUUUUUCAGAGAAUUCCUGGAGUUGGGGUGGAUAACGUGCUUACCGACCGUCACUUCAUAAUUCUUCUUACCACCAUCAUCUUUACCUUACCUAUAUCUUUAUAUCGAGACAUAGCAAAAUUGGGAAAGGUAUCUCUUCUUUCUCUGAUUCUAACCAUUGUCAUCCUGGUUGUUGUGAUGGUGAGAACAGUAACCUUCAGUCCACAAGUACCCAAAUCAGAAAAUGCAUGGAUAUUUGCAAAACCAAAUGCAGUACAAGCCAUUGGGGUGAUGUCAUUUGCAUUCAUCUGCCAUCAUAACAGCUUUCUAAUAUAUGGGUCUCUGGAAGAACCCACAUUAAAGAAUUGGUCUCAAGUCACACAUAUGUCUGUGGCCCUUGCUCUUGUCAUCAGUGUAGUGUUUGCUACCAGUGGAUAUAUGACUUUUACAGGAUACACAGAAGGAGAUAUAUUUGAAAACUACUGUAGAGAUGACAACCUUGCUACAUUUGGAAGGUUUUGUUAUGGAGUUACUGUAAUUCUGACCUUCCCCCUUGAAUGUUUCGUGACCAGAGAGGUGAUUGCCAAUGUGUUUUUCCAUGGGAACCUCUCAACAGUUUUCCAUGUUGUUGUGACAGUAGUUAUCAUUGCUGUGGCAACUGGUGUAUCAUUAGUGUAUGAUUGCCUUGGAAUAGUUUUAGAGCUGAAUGGAGUUUUGAGUGCUACCCCACUUGUUUUUAUCAUCCCAUCAGCGUGUUAUCUAAGGCUAUCCAAGGAGCAGUGGAACCAUUCAGAUAACCUCAUAUCCUGCCUGAUUCUUGUUCUUGGUGUGCUAGUGAUGGCAGUUGGGUUUGUCAUGACUGUCUUGCAUCCCCAGACAUGUAGCCAUGGAAAAGAAAUGUUCUACUGCUCCCCUAGUAACGUUUCUUUGCACAACAGCACACUUCCACCAUAUUGUAAAACAAUUAGAGGGAAGCAUGAGUAUUACUCUGCUUUCAUUUCUCUACAAAAUGUCAACUUUGAGGGUGAUAAUUUAUUUGUUCUCCAGAUGGGUACUAUUCAGGAAGGAUCUGCUGGUGAAGUAGAUCUUGAAGCAGAUGAGGAAAAAGCGGAGCUGCCCUCAUGCUCAGCGAGCAAACCUCAGCCUGAGCCCACUCCUGACGGCGGGAGCUCGUCACCCGUGACAGCCGGGGCUCAGCUCGGCCCAGCAGAACAGUCUGAUCCCCCACCGUGGGGUCCCACCGCAUCCCGGCCCCGGGCUCCGCGCCCGGCUCUCCCCACCUGUAGGGAUUUCGCCUCGCGCCCUGGUGGCUGGAAUGGGAAAGGGCUGAGCCUGAGGCGGCCGCCGGGACGCUUCGCUCGGGGAGAGGAAAAUUCCAGGCGAGAGGAGCGGCCCAGCCCCCGCCGGCCGCUGACAGCCCGCGGCCGAGGCCGAGCGGAGUCCCGGCUGCGGCCGCAGCUGGAGGGACAGCGGGUGUGUGGGGGCGGCGGGAGGGAGGCGCUGGGACGGGAACAGGGAAUCUCUGUCUCCGUGCGUGCCGGAGCGGGGAACGUUCCGCGUUUCAAGUUUCUCGCCGCGAAGUUCGGGUUUGCCUUUUUUAUUUUUUUUUUUUUCCCUUGCUUCUGCGUUUUUUUUUCCGCUACGCCCAAGGUGUGGUUCGGCGAUCGGCAGGAGCCUGGCGCAGCCCGUGACCGCACCCGGGCAGGCGCCCAGUGUCCGCGCCGUAAACAGCGGGAAAUGCCCGGGCUCGGGGGCGAGGCGGCGCCGGGGGCUGCGGAGCGGGGCCGCCCUCCUCAGCCCGCCCCGAGCAGGUGA